Molecule: messenger RNA, 1005 nt
Organism: Colletotrichum abscissum
Lineage: Eukaryota; Fungi; Ascomycota; Sordariomycetes; Glomerellales; Glomerellaceae
Product: cofilin/tropomyosin-type actin-binding protein
Exons: 3
Coding region: 1-1005 (334 amino acids)
Biological process (GO): barbed-end actin filament capping; actin filament depolymerization
Cellular component (GO): cytoplasm; actin filament
Molecular function (GO): actin filament binding; actin monomer binding
Source: RefSeq, a predicted model, not a curated record
AUGCAGUCAGGCAUCUCCGCCUCUGAGGAGCUCAUCUCCCAGUUCAACACUCUCCUGUCCACCGACAACCACUUCGGACUUCUCAUCACCAUUGAAGCCGAGACCCUAAAGCCCGUCCAAUUCCUCGAGAAGGCAUCGUCCUCUUCCUCGUUCGACGACAACCUCGCUUCCCUCCAGCCUCAUCUUAAGCCCAACGAAGCCCUUUAUGCCCUCCUUCGCCGCUAUGAUACGGCUCCGCACCUAACAGCCGUCACCUAUGUCCCCGACUCGGCCAAGGUUCGCCAGAAGAUGCUUUUUGCGUCCACCCGCCUGACCCUGGUCCGAAAGCUAGGCUCCGAGCACUUCCGCGAGUCCAUCUUUGCUACCAUGGCAGAGGAGCUAUCUGCCAAAGGUUUCGCUAAACAUGAUGCUCACACCGAGCUCGAGGCUCCGUUGACGGAGGAGGAGCGCAGCCUCGGCGCCGUUAAGCAGGCCGAACAGGAGGCCAGCACCGGUACGGGAACCAGGGAGAUCCAUCUUAGCAAGACCCUGGCCAUGCCCAUUGCCGAGGACGCUCUCGCCGCACUCAAGGAGUUGUCACCGGACAGUGGCAAGACAUUGGUGAUGCUGAAAAUCAAUCCCGAAAAGGAGUCUGUCGAGCUCGUCCCCUCUAGCGAAAGCCCCUCCUCUAUUGCCGAGCUCACGCAGACCAUUUCCUCCACCGAGCCGCGCUUCACCUUUUACCGAUUCUCACACACCCACAACGGAGCCGAGUCGAGCCCCCUGCUCUUCAUCUAUACCUGUCCCGUCAACGCCGGCAACAGGUCCAUCAAGAACCGCAUGCUGUACCCCCUCAUGAAGCGCGCCGUACUGGACGUGGCGUCUAGUGAGGCAGGGUUGACGCUCGAUAAGAAGCUCGAGGUUGAGGACCCCAGCGAGAUCACCGAGGACACGGUUCUCUCGGAGCUACACCCCAAGGUGACGGUGCGACAAAACUUUAGCAGACCCAAGAGACCUGGUCGGUAG